AUGGAGGAAAACAUUUGCGAGCAUCACUUUUUAAACAACGUGUCUCAAAAUUCUCAGGGUAGAUAUAUAGUCAAGCUUCCAGUCAGAGAGCAAAUGUUAAAUAACAUUGGCGAUUCGCGUGAGUCUGCUCUCAAGCGAUUGAGCGUCGAGAGACGUUUCAAGCGCGAUCCUAUUCUUAAAAUUCAAUACGCGGCGUUUCUCGAAUAUUUAUCGCUGGGACACAUGCGACGCAUGGAGCCACCCAUUGCAAAAGAAACAAUAUCAUUUUAUCUUCCUCAUCAUUGCAUCUUCAAAAUGAUCAGGCAAGCGUCGAAAAUCCGUAUUGUAUUCGAUGCAUCUUGCCGCAGUAGUUCCGGCGUAUCAUUAAACGAUGCGUUUCUAGUGGGACCUACCAUUCAACAAGAUUUGAUCUCAAUUUUAAUGCGUUUCCGCUUUUUCACUUAUGUCAUCACCGCUGACAUCAUAAAAAUGUAUCGGCAAAUUUUAAUACAUCCCUCUCAGACGUGCCUGCAGAGAAUUCUCUGGCGCAACGAUCUUUCUGCUAAUGUCGAUACGUACGAACUCACUACAGUCACUUACGGUACAGCUUCCGCGUCAUUCUUGACCAUCAGAUGCCUCAAGCAUUUGGCCGAGCAGCACGCUCAUCAAUUCACUCGCGGUUCAGCAUGCGUCCUUCGAGAUUUUUAUGUCGAUGACAUGCUCACCGGAACGGAUACAGUCGACGAAUUAAAACUAAUUCGCGAUGAAACCAUUCAGCUAUUAAAAUUAGGAGCAUUCGAAUUAAGCAAAUGGACCUCAAAUUGCCCUGAAUUAUUAGAAACAGACAAUUAUGAUUAUCGUGCUGGUCAUUAUCAGAGAUAA
Atta colombica is the source of this 861-nucleotide messenger RNA. RefSeq lists its product as uncharacterized. The record is from RefSeq and is a predicted model, not a curated record. The transcript has a single exon. The coding region runs from base 1 to 861 and encodes 286 amino acids. NCBI's taxonomy places the organism in Eukaryota, Metazoa, Arthropoda, Insecta, Hymenoptera, Formicidae.